AUGCCUGACGCAAAGCUUGAACGGGGAACCAGGGGUCGAUAUGCUCGCCUGCUCUGCCAACGCUGCAGGGCCAGGAAGAUCAAAUGCAAUCUGCCAGAUAGAAGCCAGCUUGGGCCUCUGGGCUCCCCGCAACCGCCAGAACAGUCGUGCGAACGGUGCCGCAACCUGGGCCUGGAAUGCGUGAUUGAGCGUUCGACCCUGGGCCGUCCAUCCCUCAAGCGCAGCGAGAGCACUUCUGCCCACAGCUAUCCAGCUGCGCAAAAUGAACAAGUCGGCCUUCUGUUCAAUGCUCAGAUCAAGGAUCACUCGGCCAUAGAGUCAGCCCAGAGUCCAGGAGGCACAGAGUCAACCGCUAGUCCAGGAACCACACAAGAAAUACGCGCGGUGGCCGACAAGACCGUGUUCGAGUCCGUCAUGGAAUUCCAGAACUUCUUUGCGUCCGCCUUGGGCAAAGACAGGAUAUUUGGUGCUACUAUUCCUCGGGCUACUUCUGGCUACACGACUCCUUUGCCAGAGCUGGUGAGCGAGCAGAUGGCGAGCAGCCUCGACAAGGAGCUGGCCUGGUACAAAUUUUUUAUCCCCGGUCUACCAGGCUUAUUAGGCAUAAGACGCCGUCUCGAGUCAGGCGAUGGGCUCAAUAUUGGCACCAACCUGCUCUUCGCACUGCUUUGCCUCAUCGCCUGCGACACAACGGCCAACUUCGACCGGUCUCAUUCAGCCCUGAAGAGGAACCUUCAGCUGGCUGUUUCAUCCUACGGCCAGGAGUUUAUCUUCUCGCCGCCCACUCACCGCGACUCUGUGCUUGUUUGUCUUCUCGCGGCUGAUUACAGACCCACUGCAAUGGCAGUGUCUCAACACACUGCACACAGGGCGAUCAAGUCGACAUUGUACCUUAAUAUAGCAGUCAGGGUUGCUGAAAAGUUACAAAUGCUACCUUCGCAACUCAAUCUCAGCUUUGCCGACAUACCAGCCAUGGGCAACGAGGAAUUCGAACACCAGAUCACAUAUUCUUUACAAGGAAUGAAAGCCUUCACCCAGGACCUCAUCCUUGAUGGACUGUUGUCAAGACCAGUCCAGGUACUGCAAGAAGCGCUCGAUCGCAUGGCACCCCACAUCCACGUUUACCAACAUGUCUUUCAACAUCGACCCUGCUCUCCAAGGGUUAUUUUUCAAAUACAGUGGGCUACGGCGAGCUACAUGCUUUUAGACGCGUUGAAAGAAAUAAAGCAGAACUGGACCAACCCACAACGGCUGUAUCAUGUUGUUGACGAGAUUGAACAACGGUGUCUUGAGCAGAUCCGAUUCGGCCGCCUGGCUCUGUCCAAUACUACGCAGUCUGGGCCCCCUGAAGGCGUACCGGUUGCUCGAGCUUUGCUGGAAUAUCGAUUCCAUGCAGUCAUCGGACGAAUAUAUGGGAUUGCACUUCUUCAUGUCAUGGUUCUCCGGUCCAGAACGUCAAACAACAGCCUGCCAGGGGAUUCUGAGAUAGAUCCCCAGGAAGCAAAUGAAAUAGGCGCCACACUCUCGGAUGCCAUGACCAAUAUUUCCGAUGAACUUGGUGUCCAGAUUGUGACAUUCCUCUCGCGCUUUGGGCAUCCCUUCCCCGAGAGGCUACUCACGGUGCUGGAAAUGUUCAUCGGAUCCACAGAUUUGAAACUUGAUGGUGUACCGUUUCAAGCCCCGUUCCGGGACAUGGUUCUCGAUAUACUCAUAUUUUCCAGAUCUAUUGUGGAGAACAACAGCAUCAAUGUCAGGAAUCUGUAUGGAAGGAUGAGGGACAACGCCGACCAGCAGGUCCUGGUUAUUGCCGAGUGUGCCAAAAGAUUCAGUAACAUGGUGGCUUCCCCUGUUAAGUCCAUUGAAGCUGCUUUUGCCGGAGGCUGCGUGUUUGCCGCGAGUACCAAAGUCAUGAUGGCUUUUUUGGAUAUCAUGAGAGAUUUGAAAAGGGAAAGUGAUCUUGGAAACGCUGGUCCCCUACCGGCUGCGGCUGGUACCUCAGCAGAGGGGCCAGGCAUCAGAAGUUCUGCUUCUGAACAGAACCCAGGAAGUCUGUGGUCUACCGAGCUCAUGCCCAAUUCGUUCAACGCUGAUGAAUUUCUUUUCGACUGGUCCACGAUAAUGGGCUUUGACAAGGACAUGCUAAAUAAUGAUUCCAAUCUUGGCUUCGGUUUUGGUUAA
Messenger RNA from Aspergillus puulaauensis, 2178 nucleotides. RefSeq names its product Zn(II)2Cys6 transcription factor domain-containing protein. Gene Ontology annotation, biological process: regulation of DNA-templated transcription. The record is from RefSeq and is a predicted model, not a curated record. Gene Ontology annotation, cellular component: nucleus. The coding region runs from base 1 to 2178 and encodes 725 amino acids. Gene Ontology annotation, molecular function: DNA-binding transcription factor activity, RNA polymerase II-specific; zinc ion binding; transcription cis-regulatory region binding. The transcript is spliced from 2 exons. NCBI's taxonomy places the organism in Eukaryota, Fungi, Ascomycota, Eurotiomycetes, Eurotiales, Aspergillaceae.